Messenger RNA from Austrofundulus limnaeus, 1875 nucleotides. RefSeq names its product leucine rich repeat containing 59 (gene lrrc59). Gene Ontology annotation, molecular function: protein binding. NCBI's taxonomy places the organism in Eukaryota, Metazoa, Chordata, Actinopteri, Cyprinodontiformes, Rivulidae. The coding region runs from base 145 to 1116 and encodes 323 amino acids. The transcript is spliced from 8 exons. Gene Ontology annotation, cellular component: cytoplasm. The record is from RefSeq and is a predicted model, not a curated record.
AGGGAGUCAGUGCUGCCAAAAGCCACAACGUUACAGUUUUUACACCAACUUUCUACAGAUUUACCCCUCAAACCACUCGUUUCUUUGUCCGCCGGAUAGUGAAACCUGAACGGAGCUWGGCUUCAGUUAUAAACAGACUGCAGAAUGAGUAAAAAUAAAGUGUUGAACUUGAAGGAUAAAGUCAGCGGGAAUGAAGCGGACCUGAGUUUGUGUAACCUCAGUGAGGUGCCAGUCAAGGAGUUGGCUUCAUUCCCCAAAGCCACUGUGUUGGACUUGUCUUGUAACAACAUUGUCUCCCUUCCUCCAGAGUUUUGCAGCCUGACUCACUUAGUGAAGCUGGACUUGAGUAAAAACCAGCUGACCUGUUUGCCAGAUGACCUUGGGAACCUGGUCAGUCUUCAACAUCUGGACCUUUACAACAACAAGCUGGUGGUUCUGCCUGUGAGCUUCUCUCAGCUCAGGAAUCUAAAGUGGCUCGAUCUGAAAGAUAACCCUCUGGAGCCCGGCUUGGCCAAAGCUGCAGGAGACUGUCUGGAUGAGAAGCAGUGCAAACAGUGUGCCUCGAAGGUUCUGCAGCACAUGAGAGCGAUUCAGGAAGACGUCGAUCGGGCUCGAGAGAAGCGCCUUUUAAGAGAAAAGGAGUUGGAGAAGAAGAAGGAAGCGAAACAGAGGGAGCGGGAGGCCAGAGAGAGGGAGGCUCGUAAACGGGAGAAGGCGGAGGAGAAGGAGARGAGGAGGAAAGAGUACAACGCUCAGAUGGCAGCUGUGGCUGCGCAGGAGCAACAGAAGAAGAAGAAUGAGGAAAGGAAGAAGAAGAACGGACAAGCUGCAGGAAAUAAAAAGGUCAUCGCGGAACCGUCCCCUAAACCGAGACGCUCCCUCAUWGGCCUGCUGUUGAAGCUCCUCCUCCUGUUCACGCUGGGAUUGGCYGGCGUCGCCGCYGCCUGCCGGCUGACCGACCUGCAGAAGGAGGACGUGUGUGCGCCGAUCAACGCCGCCGUUAACGACGGCUUAUCCUGGGCCAAAGUGCAGGGGGGCGUGGCYAGGCAGCUGCUGCAGAAUCUGUCGUCUGCAGCCAAGGAACUUCUCGAGUCAACACAAACAUCUAAGAACUGAACAAAACUCUGAUUUGCAGGACUUUUAAGGUGAAAAGUCUGGGACUUUCCUGUCGACAUGCAGAAAUAUUGAAACAGUGUACAGGGAGAGAUGUUAUUCCUAUGGAAUCGUUGUCACGCUUAUAUUUGUACUUCAGCCUAAUUUAAAAGAAAUCAGGUCUUUGACGUCUCCCUGUUGACAGUUUUACACUUUGACCAGCAAACGUCCAGCUGUUUUACAUCAGCAUCAGCAGGUUGUGUUAAAUAUUCUGUGAAGUGUUGCAGAAAGCGGUAUGAGUGAUGUCCUUCACCAUCCUCCAACAAGUACAGUUAAUAAGUCAGGUAUGGAUAAGUGAGUUGGUUUUACCAAGYGGUAAAUAAACUAACGGGCACGUAUUUUGCCAAAUUAAUUUAGAAAGUGUUUUUUUUUUCUUUUUGUUUACGAACAACAAACCUUAUUUUCCUGCUCAAAGUUCUGUAACGAUCAUGGCUUUGAGUGUUAAUGGUAUUUUUAUUGUGAAUUUUUGUAUUUUCACUGAUUAAAAUUUAAGAGGCCUGAAAAAAAAAGCUAAAACAAGAAAGAGAUCCAUUUUAACUAGUUUUAAAUUUUAAUGGUUUAUUUUUCAAUCAGACUUUACAUACUUGCAAUUUGUAAAAUGUCUGAUUUUUCAGAUUGCUCAAACUAAACUUCAGGUAAGGCUAACUGGAGGGGGGCAGUGGGUUGUGUAUUUUUCCUUUUAUGUUAAAUUUAUCUACAGAUUCAUUAAAAUUUUGGAAAGAU